CCACUUUUCCCCUUUAGGAGCCUGAGGAGAGGGAGGAAACCCAAGAGCUCUAAAGUUAUUUUCCAUCUCCAUUCCGCUCUGUGAGGAGGAUGGAGUUGGAAAUCUAACGAGGGCAUCUGGAGCCUGUGCGGGUCCAGAGAAGCUCCCUUUUUUUAACUCCUUUUCUUCUGAACUUCUAAGAUCUCCUUCAGUUGGGCAGCCCUGCCGUUUUGACACCUUUCUUACCAUGAAGCUCUGGGUGGGUCUUUGCCUGGUGCUGCUCUGCGUAGAGCUCCAGCACGGUGCCUGCCAAGCGGUCAAGCGAAGAAAACACGUGGAGGACGGUCGAAACCGCUCGGACGGGAAGCGGGUGAGGGUUCGGCAGCCCAAUCCGAACGACAGGAAGGGAAAAGGCCAGUCCCUGCUGACGCAGGUGUUGGACAAAGGCCGCUUCCUGCGCCUGGGCCCGAGCACCGGUCUGAGCCCCGGCAAGAACCUGGAGCUGCGCUGCAAAGGAAACAGCAUCGGGUGGUCCUACCCGACCUACCUGGACACUUUCAACGACUCGCGGCUCAGCAUCAAGCAAAGCGACAAGUACAGUCAGCUGGUCCUGACGUCGCCGUCUGCCGCAGACACGGGGCCCUACAGCUGCUGGGUGAUAGUGUGUGAUGGAACAGAGUGCCAGAAGGACCACGACCGCACUUUCCUCUCAUACAUCUACUUCACAGACAGAGACAAUCUUUUCGUCCCGUCUGCCAUCCACUUCGAGAUCGUGUACUUGCGCCCGGACAAGCCCGCAGUCGUGCCCUGUCGCGUGACCGAGCCGCGGGCCAAAGUCACCCUGCACAGAGAGGUCCCCCCCGAGGAAAUAGCCGCAAACGGGACUCUCGUGACCUAUGACCCCACCAGGGGAUUCGUACUGCAACAGCCCAGCCCUGAACAUCAGGGCGUCUUCUACUGCAAGGCCGUGUUCAAAGGCACCCCGCAGAUCUCAACCAAGUACCAGCUCCUUUACGUGGAAGUCCCAAGUGGGCCACCCUUUGUGAGUCUUGAGGCCUCUCCAGAGUCUGUGAGAGGAGGUGAUGACGUCAAUGUAACAUGCUGUGUGCUGGGAGAACCAGAGGUGGACGUGAGCUUCACCUGGACUUAUCCUGGUCAGGAUCAACGUCCCGUUCACAUCCAGUCUUCCUGGAGGCUAGUUAACAGAGGCAUGGGCCACACCACACGGGUCUCAAAGAGCGUCCUAACUCUGGUAGACUUGGAGACCAUCGACUUUGGAAACUACGUAUGUACGGCCAAAAAUCAGCACGGCGAGACAAUAGUCACAACUCGUAUCACUGCCAGCUAGCCCCGAUGACAUGCUUCUACUUGAUGAUAGUUUUUGAUUUGCUGUUGAACAGUAGCAAGAACAGGCAAAAAAAAUCCAUUCAAGAACAUUUAUAUUUUGCAUAUCUGACCGCAGCUUGAAAACAAUAAAGAUUCUUUAAAUACUCUGUUGAAAUAUUCACUUUGUUAUAAAAAAAACAUGACGCAGUCACUAAAUUAUAAGUUGUUAGAGUUAAAGGAGCAAAUCUGGAGGGAUUUCCAAUGUAAAAAUGCUGAGUGAAAAAAAACACAGGUCUGAAGGAACACAGUCUGAACCCACAAAGCAUCUACAGCUCAGAGGAGGAAAAGUGUGUCCAUCUGCCACAGCUUCACAAUUAGACAAUCAAAUACUGAAACAGCUGGUUCAUGUGAGGGGGCUGGGUUAAAAACAGAUGCUACAAAAACUUUCAAUUUGAAACUCUCCUAAUGUGUAAAUGGUGCUGGACAGUUUUGCUCAGAUUUCUUAUUUUUAAUCCAUUUUGUGCUUCGUGUCAAAAAUUCAUUAUUUGCCGUUGUGGAAAAGUGCAAAGCAACUUAACUUUUCCCCCCAGUCUGUGCCCUCCGCAGCAGUCAGCUGUACAUUCCUGGCUCUGUUGAGGUGCAUACCUAGGCACACGUUUGCCUUUCUGCAGUAUUUGCUGGAAUCUGGUUUAUGGCUGAGCUUUAAACUAAUGCGCUCCAUAUGUGGAAUGUGAUCAGCAGGCCCUGAUCUUAUUUUGGUUCACCCUCAGGUUUGCUUAACAGUUCGAUGGUGUUUUUAAUGAGAUUUUUUCAGAAAAAAAGAAAGGAAAAAGCCCAACUUAAAAAACCGAUCGAAGCACAACACACUCAGUGGUGGUGUGCUGACUCAGCU
Menidia menidia (Atlantic silverside) is the source of this 2197-nucleotide messenger RNA. NCBI's taxonomy places the organism in Eukaryota, Metazoa, Chordata, Actinopteri, Atheriniformes, Atherinopsidae. The record is from the annotation of a GenBank genome assembly.